Thamnophis elegans (Western terrestrial garter snake) is the source of this 3605-nucleotide messenger RNA. RefSeq names its product septin 12 (gene SEPTIN12). Lineage: Eukaryota; Metazoa; Chordata; Lepidosauria; Squamata; Natricidae. Gene Ontology annotation, cellular component: septin ring; microtubule cytoskeleton; cell division site. The coding region runs from base 115 to 2571 and encodes 818 amino acids. Gene Ontology annotation, molecular function: molecular adaptor activity; GTPase activity; GTP binding. The transcript is spliced from 12 exons. Gene Ontology annotation, biological process: cytoskeleton-dependent cytokinesis. The record is from RefSeq and is a predicted model, not a curated record.
CUCUUGUGUUGCUUUUGCUCCUUUCUGAGCCAGGCGGGCAGCCUCGGGAGGAUCUCUGGGUGGGGGGAAAAGACAGCUGGACCAGAUCCCGGCAAGUGUGAAUGAGCAAGGAGGAUGUCUCAACUGUCAGUGAAAGAACAUCUGGAUGGGAUCCUUUCGGACUUUGAAGCCUUGAAGAGGUCCUUUGAGAUGGAAGACGUGGAAGAAGACCCUUCAUGCUCAACCAAAUCUUCUGCAAAUCCCUGCCCCUCUGAAAAUGGAGAGGGGAAAAAAACGAGAGGACCCAUGCAGAGCACCUACUCAUCUCCCAUCGGCCUGAGCAACAUCUCCAGUCCUUCACACAGCCCGAUCCCCAAAACCAGGAUCACGAACAGCCUGUCUUUCAACCGAGGUACCCUUCAUUUGCCUCGGGCUAAUGGGACCAACCUUGUCAGGGUGUCCUCCUUCCAAACUUGGCUGAAUCCCAAUGGAUUCUCUUCCUCUUUAGGGCCAGGAAGUGAUGAGAGUCUCCAUAGUUCUUCUUCCAGUUUGGAGUGCCCAACACCCACAAGAUGCCCCCAGAAUCCUGUUCGGCAAUCUGAGUCCUCUGGAAUUGAGACCCCUCAGCUCUCUAAUCCUUUGCUGAAGAAGUUCUCCUCCCACGGGAAUGUCUUCCAUGCUGAGGUGGACCGUCCUAUCCGGCAGGUCUCCAAGGCUACCAUGAAUCACAGCUCCUUGCCGUCCCUUGACCUGCACAUCGCAGAAGACCAGGGGCCCAGUCCUAUCCUUUGCUCCACCUCGGACAUUGACCCUGCCAAGAGGUGGAGCUCCCAAGACCAAAAUUCCAUCUCGCCUCUUCCAAAGAAUAGAACGUUACUGAGAAAGGAUUCUCCUUGCUCUGCCAUGGGGGUAGGCCAGUUGGGGAAUGUGACUCCUGUGGCUCCUUUGGCCUCCAAGCAAACCACAAAGUUUCAAACAUUUCCCACCAGCCUGGACAGGUUCAUUGGAAACCCCACGGUUGGUUGUGUUCUCCCUUUGGUGGGUGAGCCUGGGCUCAAAUCUUUGCCUAAGGCCCAACUUCAGAUCAACCUUGGCCAUAGCCUGCCUCAUAUAUCUCCAGAGCUGGCCAACAAAGAUCAAGUGAUCAUAACCCAUGACACUUCCCUAACCACCUGUUAUGGAAGCCCACCAGAGAUAUCAGAAACAGCAAGAACAGAUCCUCGUCCUCAGUCUGCCUCUUUCCAGUUAGUCUCUCAAUCUCCAUCUGCUCACCCUACUUCCCAGUCCUCUCCAAUGACAGUGCCAGCUCCCCAAGGAAGCCCAGCUUUGCCCAACCCAAGAGAAAAUGGUCCUGCUCUGAUUGGUUCCAUCUCCUGUCAAGAUGCUUCCAAGGCUUCAAACCCAGAGUUGCCUUCUGGCCCAGGGGAAGAGUCUGGAGACCAGCCUCUGGAGAUCUUUGAGAAGAAGGAAGAGACUGCAGAGAGGAACUCACUAAAAGAAGAGAUUCAUCCCAAGCUUCAGCAGCUGAGCAUGGAGGACAAUCUAGCAGGAGAACCAAUUCCCCAGGAUGGUCCAGCCCUCAAGACCACGGACGGCGGACUAUUCGGCUACGUGGGGAUUGAGGCCGUCCUGGACCAGAUGCGUAUCAAGACCAUGAAAACCGGAUUUGAGUUCAACAUCAUGGUUGUAGGACAGAGUGGUCUUGGGAAGUCCACCAUGGUCAACACCCUCUUUAAAUCCAAGAUAAGUCGGAAAUCAGCCUGUUCCGGAUACGAGGAGCGAAUUCCCAAAACUGUGCAGCUGCUCUCUGUCACCCAUAUCGUUGAAGAAAAAGGAGUGAAGAUGAAGCUAACAGUCACGGACACCCCAGGAUUUGGGGACCAGAUUAACAAUCAAAACUGCUGGGAGCCGAUCAUUCAGUAUAUCAAUGACCAGUAUGAGCGUUAUUUGAAAGAGGAAAUCCUGAUUAAUCGCAAGCAGAAAAUCCCAGAUACCCGUGUGCACGCCUGUGUGUAUUUUGUCCCCCCGACAGGCCACUGGCUCCGCCCCUUGGACCUGGAGUUCAUGAGACGCCUCAGUAAGAUCACCAAUGUGGUGCCGGUCAUCGCCAAAGCGGACACCUUGACACUCGACGAAAGGGCAGAGUUUAAACAGAGGGUCCAGAAAGAUCUGAAGGCUCAUGGCAUCCAUGUUUACCCCCAAGUAGACUUUGACGAUGAUCCAGAUGAUCGGCUUUUGAAUGAUAAAAUACGGGAGAAAAUCCCCUUUGCAGUUGUUGGUGCAGACAAGGAACACCAGGUGAAUGGGAAGAAAAUCCUGGGCCGCAAGACCAAGUGGGGGAUCAUUGAAGUGGAAAACUCAGCCCACUGUGAGUUUCCUUUGCUGCGGGAUCUCUUAAUCCGGUCUCACCUCCAGGAUCUCAAGGACAUCACCCACAGUGUACAUUAUGAACAAUACCGCAUCCAGCGCCUCAACGAAAGCAACCGGCUGGCCAAAGGUGGCGAGUGGCUGUCACUGAGCUCUCUCACCUAUGAGCCACAGGGACAACAUGGCCUCCCUUGCACCGCCUCAGCCCCACCACCCCUCCAGUAGCCGGUGCAGAUUGGUUUCCCCUUCCUUCCUUCUUUUUUUUUGUGGAGGGGGAAAAAAAAUCAGCUGGAGCAAUGAUCCCAGAAGACAUCAAAGUCCCUCUGUAGCCCUCAUGUUUUUUUCUCAGCAUCUAUGCCCCACUACUGGACACUUUUCUUUCCAUCUGUCUUUCAUCCAGUUUCACAAUUUGGAGAGAAGAGCAAUGCUGGAACGGCUGGCCAUUUAGCCCACCUGUUCACAUUCUUUGCCAUCGGCACCAUCUUUUUGGUGACCUCUGCUUCUCUGCUAAACUCUAUGCUGCAUUCCAGAAAAACCUCCAUGCUGCCCUUGGAAGCAGGUUCAGAUGUUUGGAUGUGGGCCCACUGUCCCUAGCAGACCUCCUUCCUUCCUUAUCCCAGAUCCUAAUUCUUUCCUUAGUUUCAUCCUAAAGCUAGCAGCUCGGUGGCACUUCCCUGUCACACUUAUGGGGUGGGGGGUGGCGGGCGAGAGACCCCGAAGGUUUUACGUCAGGUCAAACAUGGAGCUCACAAAUUCUGUUAGCCCAAGUGGUGACUCUUUCUACGUGGUAGAUUGUCCCAAACUGGGAGGUUGGUAGCUGUAAGAAGGUAGGAGAGGAAAUACGAUAUUCAGGUGAAGGGCCAACAUUCCUAUGUGACUUGGGCUGACUGACAGCACCUAAAUUACUCAUCUGGAAAUUGAUUAGACAACAGGAGGAACAUUGCGUAUUACAAGCAAUCUUCUCCCAAGAGACCUGUGUCACCUUGUACAAUGUUUUGAGUUUUUGACUGUGGAAUGCUCUUUCUGGAUAUAUCUCAUCCUGAGAUCCAUGGGUCUGGAACAAUGCAGAAGAUUAGUUCCAGCCUCGUCCAAUGUCAGUGCAGAAGAAGAGACCUGGGAAAGCUUUUCCAUUUUCCAGACUUUGCUCAACUGCCCAAGUUUUUGGUUCCCUCCAUGACAUUGACACUCCUGAGCGAAGGGCUCAUCUUGGUCAACUUGUGAGUCUUUCCAGUUAUUACAUUAAAUCCCAAUUUAGAAGG